Parascedosporium putredinis is the source of this 783-nucleotide messenger RNA. The record is from the annotation of a GenBank genome assembly. NCBI's taxonomy places the organism in Eukaryota, Fungi, Ascomycota, Sordariomycetes, Microascales, Microascaceae.
AUGCCCCAGAACGAGUAUAUCGAGAGGCACGUCAAGCGGUUCGGCCGCCGACUAGAUCAUGAGGAACGCCAGCGCAAGCGCAUCGCGCGUAUGGGCCACAAGGCGUCCAAGGAUGCGCAGAACCUUAGGGGCCUAAAGGCCAAGCUUCACCAGCAGAAGAGGCACAAGGAGAAGAUCCAGAUGAAGAAGCAGAUCAAGGCCCACGAGGAGAGGAAUGUCAAGGCCGCCGGAGAGAACGAGCCCUCGGCGCCCGUUCCCGCCUACCUGCUCGACCGAUCGAACCCCUCUGCUGCCAAGGCACUUAGCAGCGCCAUCAAGAACAAGCGAGCCGAGAAGGCGGCGAGGUUUAGCGUUCCUCUGCCCAAGGUCAGGGGCAUCAGCGAGGAGGAGAUGUUCAAGGUGGUCUCCACGGGCAAGAAGACGCACAAGAAGGGCUGGAAGCGCGUUGUCACGCAGCCGACGUUUGUCGGACCCGAGUUCACACGACGCAACCCCAAGUACGAGCGUUUCAUUCGGCCUAUGGGUUUGCGAUACAAGAAGGCGCACGUUACGCAUCCCGAACUCAACGUCACGGUGCAGCUUCCCAUCAUCUCAGUCAAGAAGAACCCCAACAACCCUCUCUACACGCAGCUCGGAGUCCUCACCAAGGGUACGGUUAUUGAGGUCAAUGUCAGCGAUCUCGGACUCGUCACGGCAUCCGGCAAGGUCGUGUGGGGUCGGUAUGCCCAGAUCACCAACAACCCUUCCAAUGACGGUUGUGUAAAUGCUGUCUUGCUCGUGUAA